Molecule: messenger RNA, 519 nt
Organism: Perkinsus marinus ATCC 50983
Lineage: Eukaryota; Perkinsozoa; Perkinsida; Perkinsidae
Product: retrovirus polyprotein, putative
Exons: 6
Coding region: 1-519 (172 amino acids)
Biological process (GO): DNA integration
Molecular function (GO): nucleic acid binding
Source: RefSeq, a predicted model, not a curated record
AUGUCGACGUUUCAACUGCUCCAGAUCUGUNNNNCCCGGCGUCACAGUAUCAGCCGCAUGUCAAGUAUCAAGAAGGUGGAUGGCAUCCCCUGGCGCUCCAUUGGCGUUGACCACACAGGUCCCUACGAGGAAAACGGCGACAGAGCCAAAUUUCUGCUUGUUGCCACCGACUUGCUAACCGGUGCUAUAGAUGCUGAGGUCGUCGGUACUACCAACUCAAUGAAUCUGAUAACUGCUGCUCGGCGUAUAUUCGCCCGGACUGGCCAACCGAACACGGUCCACAGCGACCGAGGGUCGUCUUAUGUGAGCGCUGCUUUCCGAGCCUUCCUCAUCAAACGCAACAUUCGCCAAAGAUUUGCUCCUCCUUCGAGCCCGCGCUACGGAGAUUGGAGAACCCUGGUGGCUGAGGCUGUAUCUCUGAGCAAUACCAGGCUUACCUGGCACGACAUCUCUCCCUGGGAUCUCUGCCACACCUAUCGGCAUGAUCAGACCGGGGUUAAGGGAGCGCUCAACGGGUAA